Molecule: messenger RNA, 627 nt
Organism: Botrytis porri
Lineage: Eukaryota; Fungi; Ascomycota; Leotiomycetes; Helotiales; Sclerotiniaceae
Exons: 1
Coding region: 1-627 (208 amino acids)
Source: RefSeq, a predicted model, not a curated record
AUGCGACGUUUACUUUUUUUAGCCUCGCUCUGGGCUUCCCAAUAUGUCCUGACAAUGGCGGAUAUUCUCUCCAUCGCUACUCCCGCCUCUCCAACAGAUACCUCACUGCCUACCAAACCUUUCGGCUCGAAUGAUAUUAAUUCGGCCGUUGUCGUCCCGGUUAUCGUCGCUUCAGUGAGCGUAUUUGUCGCUUUCCUCCUCAUCCUCUGCUUAAAAAUUCCGGUUCCAGAACGCUUCUUACAUCCCGUGAGGGAUGACGAUUCGACUUUAAGCCCCGAAACUUCGCACUGGCGAUUUUCCUGGUUUCAUCGCAAACGUAGAUCGAGACCGACGAUAUGGCCUCAUUCAGUAUACAACGGAGGAGAAUUCGAGUCGGGAAAGUGCGGGGAUCUGGAAAUGCGAGUCAUGGAAGAUAUACCAGGGUUCCCCAGACCGUUCAGAGGUAUACCAUUAUCCCAUCGCGACACGGAGAAAAUUUCGCAAGCGAGGAUGGAGGAGGAGGCAGAAGCUAGGAUUAGAGAGAUGUUGGAGAGAAUGAAUCCAGAAGAUAGGGCGUGGGCGAGCGAACAAUUGAUAUAUGGACAGGCAGAUGAGUUGCGGGACAAAACUAUUGGAGCUCCAUUUUGA